This is a messenger RNA of Penicillium riverlandense, 1086 nucleotides long. RefSeq lists its product as uncharacterized. The transcript has a single exon. The record is from RefSeq and is a predicted model, not a curated record. The coding region runs from base 1 to 1086 and encodes 361 amino acids. Lineage: Eukaryota; Fungi; Ascomycota; Eurotiomycetes; Eurotiales; Aspergillaceae.
AUGGGUAUUGAUCACAGGGAGUCAUGGGAUUCUCUCACGUCCGCGCUCUCCAGCCUUGAUGUUUCGUUUUCGCAAGAUAGCUGCUAUGGCUCGGAUGAAUACUCGAUCACGUCAAACCCUGCCGGCCCGCUCCAGUCGAGUGUGUCGAGCGUGUCGACCUGUCUCGCUACACGGGAGCCGGACCUGCACAAGUUUUUGAAGCCGAUCUUGAAGAACUCUACCAGUUAUGUGGAGCUUGAUGCGCAUUCUGAAUCGGGCUAUGGCUCGGACGAAAUCGACUCGGAUUACGACGAACUGUCUGACCAGAAAGAGGACGACGAAGAGGAUGACGACGACGGCAACUCUUCCGACUUCUCGGUCUGGGACGAGACUUCUGGGGACGUUCCGGAGACCCAGGAGGACCACACCGAAUCCUUUGACGAUUCCUUCAUCACGUUCGAGACCGUGGGCGUUCACUUUGAUACCGACGUGCAUUAUAUCGACACUCCUGAACUCUCCGAGGACGACGAAGCCUCCGGCUCCCAGAUGACCGUCCAUGAGAUGAUGCUCGCGCACAAACCCGGCUCCCCGAAUGUAGUGAAUUACCUCAAUGGCGUUGACACUUCGGAGAAUGAAGACGGCCACCAAGAGUUCGUCCGUCACGUUGCAAACCCACCAGAAGAAUUCAGCCGCGAUGCAGUCGACCUGGACCGGCGCCUGUUCGUCGCUUACAUGAACGGCAUCCAUGGAAUUGCCGACAGCAAAUACAAAACCUACCUUCACGCCCAAGUGGACAACAUCCGGGUGGGUCUGGAGAGCGACUCCUUCGACUCGGACGACUCGGCCUGCAUGUACCUCGAUCUGAUUUCGAACCAUGUCAACGGCGUUUUUCGCAAUUUGCUGGCCGAUGACGAAGUCAACGAGCUCGUCGCCCUGUACGAAGAAGAACAAACGACCACCCUUACCCCGACCCCUCACCAGACCUUGCUCGACAAAAUCGAGCAUUUGUUACAGGAUCGUCUGGCGAAUGGGCGUGUGGAAGUCUGCCCGGACGAGCUGAGCUUUUUCGCCGGCGGGGUGGUGCACGCCAUCGGCGGCUGGCAGUGA